AUGUCGACCAGCUCAGAGAAGUGUCCAGUCGACCAUGCCUCUCUCUCUCAAUCUGGCGCUGCGUGUCCGGUAGACCACAAGCCCCGCUCAACAUGGGCAAAUCUCCUGGGCCCAAGUACAGCUGUUCCUCCAAAUGCCUCCGACUCUUCGCACCAUCUCGCGCAGGACCGCGAAAUAUCCUCGAUCCCUAAGCUCGAUGGAAGUAAUUGGGUGUACCCCUCUCAGGCGCAGUUCUACGCUGCUAUGGCACGCAAAAACCACAACCCCCAGUCAUCAGACAUGAAAGUGAUUGUCCCGAUUCACAAUGCCGUUAACGAGCGUGCUUGGGCAGAAGUUAUGAAAUGGGAGGUCGGACAAGGAGGUGACAAGUGUGGUGGUGUUAAGCUUGUGAGCUUUAAAGGACGACCAAAGGAAUUGACUCCAAAAGCGCGGUGGCGGACGCUACUUGGAUAUUCGCCCCCAUUCGACCGCCACGAUUGGGUCGUUGACCGCUGUGGCAUACGCGUUCGUUAUGUUAUCGACUUUUACACUGGUCAUAGUGCGGGUUCUCCGGCGAACAAUCUCUCCUUUUAUCUAGAUGCUCGUCCUGCCUUGGAUAAUUGGGAUGGAGUAAAGAUGCGCGCACAACGGUUGUGGGAGCGAUGGGUUGGAAAGCCAUGGAACAGCCCAGAGCACACGCAGUGA
Molecule: messenger RNA, 684 nt
Organism: Fibroporia radiculosa
Lineage: Eukaryota; Fungi; Basidiomycota; Agaricomycetes; Polyporales; Fibroporiaceae
Exons: 2
Coding region: 1-684 (227 amino acids)
Biological process (GO): cytochrome c-heme linkage
Cellular component (GO): mitochondrion
Molecular function (GO): holocytochrome-c synthase activity
Source: RefSeq, a predicted model, not a curated record